CGAACCGGAGUGGAACGAAGACCCGGCAAUUAAAGCCGACAGUUCCUCGUCAGGCCUCGAGGCAAAGGCGACGCCGCUGCGGCUCUCCCCCGAGCUUGGCCGCUCCUCCGUGUAGGGCAAACGAUCUCCUUUGCACCGCUUCGAAACCUCAAGCUGGAGUCUUAUCUCCCUCUUUUGAAGAGGUGCUGCAAAUUCUUGGGUUGUUUAACUCUCAUCACCAUUUUCUAGAAUAAUUUAGGUUUGCUUACUAAGAGCUACGUUGCCAUUCUGGAUAGGAUUUUGGAGAUGCGUUGCUGUCAAAUCAAAGUGAUUAUUGACUCACCUGAAUGUCUGUAAUUCUAGAAAAUUCUUUGAAAUGCCUUGAAAGAUGCACAUCAUUGAGAUCACUGCAGCAAGUACAUGCUCAAAUAUUCCUCAAUGGGUUUAAUCGUGAUAAUUAUGUGGCAGUCAAGCUGAUAACCUUUUGCAAUAAAAAAUUGGGCGAGAGAGGUUAUGCUCGCAUGAUAUUCAACAGCCUUAUUACUUCUGCAAAUGUUUUCCUUUGGACAGCAAUUAUCACAUCUUACUCGAGCUAUCAAUCAGAGGUAACCAGAGAAGCAAUUAUAAUAUACAGAAUGAUGCAUCAAAAGGGAUCUCAUCCAAAUCAUUUUACACUGUCCUCUGUGCUCAGAGCAUGCUCAUUUUUGAAGGCCAUACAAGAAGGCAAUCAAAUUCAUGGUCAUUCUACUAAACUUGGAUUUAAUUCCUCCAUUUAUGUCCAAGCAACAUUAGUGGACUUGUACACAAAGUUUGGUUGGACCCAAGAAGCUUCACGACUGUUAGGGACUUUCCCUGAAUAUAACAUUGUGUCGUAUAACACGGUGAUCACAAGCUAUAUUAAGGCUGAUAAUAUGAAAGCUGCACGAGACCUUUUUGAUGAGAUGGCUGACAGGGAUUUGGUCUCGUGGAAUCUUAUGAUAUCUGGCUAUGCAAGUCGUGGAGAUACACCAAGUUCUAGAGAACUCUUUGAUCAGAUGCCAGAAAGAGAGAUUAGUUCCUGGAAUGCACUAGUUGCUGGGUACUGCUGUAAUGGAGAAUGGGAUGAAGCUAUACAACUUUUCAAGGAAAUGUGCUUAGCAACUGUAAAACCUAACCAUAUCAGCAUGGCCAUAUUGAUGUCUGCUUGUGGACAUUUAGGAACAUUAGAAAUUGCAAGACAACUGCAUGGAUUCUUGGAGAAAAGUUGUAUUGAAAUGAACUGCUAUGUGUUCAAUUCAUUGGUUGACAUGUAUGCUAAAUGUGGCAACGUAUAUGAGGCUUUUCGGGUGUUCUCUGAGAUCCCAAUCAAGGAUGUGGUGUCAUACAACAUAAUUAUCCUAGGAUUAGCCAGUCAUGGGCUUGGGGAAGAUGCCAUAAAGUCUUUCUCUGAAAUGCUAGAUGCAGGGAUCCAACCGGACACAAUCACCUUCCUGGGCAUCUUAAGUGCAUGCAGCCAUGCUGGACUCAUCGAAAUUGGGCAUAGAUACUUUGAAUGCAUGAGCAGAGAUUAUGCAAUUGAGCCAUCUGCUGACCACUAUGCUUGCAUGGUUGAUCUAUAUGGUCGAGCAGGACUAGUUGAAGAUGCAUAUGACUUGGUAAAGCGUAUGUCAAUUAAACCACAUGCAGGUGUUUGGGGAGCCUUGCUGAAUGCAUGCAGGAUACAUAGUAACAUAGAUGUUGGAAGAGUUGCAGCUCAGGAACUAUUUCGGAUUGAGCCGGUAAAUCCUGGUAAUUAUGUCAUUCUAUCUAAUCUGUUUGCUAGAGCCCAUUUGUGGGAUAGGGUUGCUGAGAUCAGGCGCUUGAUGAGAGGGAAAGUGCCCAAAACAGCAGGCUGCAGCUGGAUUGAGGUUAAUGGUCAAGUUAAUGAGUUCUUGAUAGGAGAUGCAACACAUCCACACAGCAAGAGCAUCCAUGCUGUAUUGCGGCAUCUGUCUUUGCAGCUGGUAUAGGUAAUAUCAGCUUGAUCCCAAUGUUGAGUUAUACAUUUUGAUGAAGGUUGGGUACUCUGGUCAAUCAGUCACGAGAAUGCAGCUGGGUAUAAACUUCUAGGAGAUGGACAAAGUUUUACAUGGUUCAGAGUCAUCUUGACGAUGGUUGACUUGGAUGAUAUCUUUGUUACAGGACUUCCUGCCACCAAUUGCUCCCAUUACAAUACCUUCACUUAAUGAGCUCCUGAGGAAAACAUUGGUAAUGCAUGAUUAAGAGAAGGGAAUCUUCUUGAGCCGCACCUUCUUUAUCAAUACUUGUGGAAGGAUCAUUGACAUCUAGAGCUGUUCUGCAAAUCGAUGGGAUCAGCAAGAAUUGGUAAGUAGCCUGAGGAUGACUUGACGUGGAUUAUUCAUGGUUAGGGGGUAAUGGAAUCAAUCUUCUUGAGUUGCAUGUUCUCUGUUCAACAGUUGGGGGAAGGAUCACCAGCUCUUGGAGCUGUUUUGUGCAGUAAUGGGUCAUGGUAUCAGCAUCAGAAAGGAUGGCUGAGGAGAUGGAUGGCAAGGGAACUUUAUGGGCAAGUCAUGCGGGAUUCUUCCCUUCACAGAGAGAGAGAGAGAGACAGAUGAACCCCCAGGAGUUUGUCACCUUGUGACAGGGGAAUAUAUCACUGUCUUGUUGAUAAGAAGAGGAUUUUGGUGCAAGGAAGCGGAUAGCUGUAAUGGCAAUGAGUGGCUGCUCAAUGGCACCCUGAUUUCUUUUUGCCUUCAAGGAAUUUUUUGCAUAUUUUUUUUUCAAAGAUUAUAAAUGCAGUAUUUGACCUUGUAAAUUUUGUUAUCUUAACAUGUAUCUCUCCCAUUAACACUCA
Messenger RNA from Musa acuminata subsp. malaccensis (wild Malaysian banana), 2812 nucleotides. RefSeq names its product pentatricopeptide repeat-containing protein At5g66520-like. Gene Ontology annotation, biological process: RNA modification. Gene Ontology annotation, molecular function: RNA binding; protein binding. The record is from RefSeq and is a predicted model, not a curated record. Lineage: Eukaryota; Viridiplantae; Streptophyta; Magnoliopsida; Zingiberales; Musaceae. Gene Ontology annotation, cellular component: intracellular membrane-bounded organelle.